CUCGCAACAGCCGAAAGCUGUGGUGGUCCCGAUCAUCGAACCCUCCUAGGGUUUACCGAUCUUCCUUCUGAUGAAGGAGUUGAUUCGGUUUUUCACAACGCUGGCGCCGACUUCGAACACCAACAAAAACUCAUCGAAUACGAUCAAACACUCGGUUAUUGGCCGCCUGCUCACCCGUUACCCUUACCCAAAUGGGCUGUGGAUCCUUUAAAACCUUACAAGUUUAAAAACAUCCGAGAAUACGAACUGUUGGCUAGCAAAAUCGAGUUAGAACUUCAAAAACUAUUGGAAGAGCAUAAUUAUGACACUGUAGGCAAUUUUUUGGAUUUGUAUAAGCAUUUCAAGACUAGUAAAAUGAGAAGUGCCAUUGAGUUCUUUCACGAGUAUGCUCCAACAAUUACACCCGAACAUCAUACCUGUGUAGGUUUGGCUUUAGAAUUGCGUAGUAGAGUAAAAAAACUGGAAUUGACAUACCCAAACUUAAAAAAUCAACUGUAUAUCGUGUCUUGUGAGGAAAAUAUUGAUUCUGUUGAUGGAUAUACUGCUUUGAGGGAUACUUUUGAUACUAUGCCUUCGACCUUAGAAAAGGAGCAUUGCUUGAUGUGCAUGAAAUUUGAAAUCAAUGGAAGAAGUGGAGUUUUGUUAUGUGAUCCAGGAUAUCAUGUUGCCAGGGUUGUUACGGUAAUGACUGAUAAAGCUUAUCCCCAUACAGGAUGGUUCAUACAAUCGGAAGAAGCCAAUAUUAAAAAGGAGUAUAACUAUGAAUUUUGCACUGCUAAAAACACUUUCGUGCAAUGGGAUGAGAAAACAACUAAAAAUGACACACAGGAAAUUUUCAAUGGCCUGAUUUAUGUUGAAAGGCCUUAUCUAACUGCAGUGGAUGUUACUGAGCGAAGGAAUCUGAUUUAUCCUUUCAGGAGUUUGUUAUCAAGAGAUCAAAAGGGUCACCUUCUAGCGGGUAUUUACUUUAAAGUUAAACCAAAAAUCGAUGAGUUUACGGUGUUCUACGACGAUAUGGGCAAACAAAGGGUUAAGAUGAACUUUUCAGCACUAUUACAACCAGAAAUAAAUGAAUGCAUCUUAAAGAAACUAAACAUUGCUAACGAACAACUGCGCAUGCCCGAAGGGAAACUGCUAACAACCUUAAAACAAUGCGCAGAACUGCUCAGGGAUUGCCACUACUUGCGAGAAAUACUCGCCAUCGAAAAUCUUAUCAAUGUAAUGUCAGAAAACAACUAAGCUGAACUUUUUAUUUUAUUUUUUUAAUAUGUAAUACAAAUAUUCGAUUAUUUAGAGCUUAAUUUAUUAUAGCAUUUGCGCUGUUGAUAAUAUUUAGUAUAUCAAUAUAUUGUAGUGUAAGAUACGCACUUUAUUAUGGAAGAAAUAGGUUUUGCUGUAUGUGUUAAUGGUAUGUAGGUAUACCUAUAACAGAAGAAGAUGGUCUAAUCAAAUCAAUAUUAGCACAAUAGAAACACUGCAAAUUGAUACCUUUCAUCACAAUAAGCAAUACAUUAAAUGCCUUCAAGAACGCACAUUUAUAUUUACAUAUUAUAUUAUAUAGUAUUGUAAAUAUGUCUAUCUAUAAUUAAAUGAUUUGAUUAACACGUAUUAUUAUUAUUAUUAUUUUUAGCAGGUUUUAUAAAGCAAAACUUAUUUCGGAGGGUUUGUGGUACAAAUAUUUUAUUUUUUGGUAGGUCAUGUGCUUUUAGUAGUAUGAAAAUUAUAAUAAUUAUAUGUAUAAAUAUAAUUUAUUCAAAAUAUA
This is a messenger RNA of Anthonomus grandis grandis, 1762 nucleotides long. RefSeq lists its product as uncharacterized. The record is from RefSeq and is a predicted model, not a curated record. The transcript is spliced from 6 exons. The annotation marks the transcript as partial. NCBI's taxonomy places the organism in Eukaryota, Metazoa, Arthropoda, Insecta, Coleoptera, Curculionidae.